GACCUGUAAUUAACGUUUGUAAGGUUAUUAGGAUACCGCAGAUAGCUCGGCAGUCUAUGGCGUGCGCAAAUUGAGUGCAUCAUUGAUACACUAGACAUGUGUUACCCGGUGAAGGUCAUUUCCUGUGACAACAAGAACCACAUUUUGACCAGACUGGCGAAUGAACUUAUUUUCUACAAAAGCAUUGAGUUAUGUGGAAAUCCUCAGUGCUUCUCCAUAAAUUGUGUAUCCACACAUCCGCGGCAUUACUGAAGAGGGCAUCUCCAAAUCUAAAGGGAAAGAGUCCGGCUGAGCAACGCUGGCUUGUCAGGCAACUUAGAGAUCCUUUCGUGAAAGCUGCUCGUGUUGAAAACUACCGCUGUAGGAGUGCUUUCAAGUUGUUGGAGAUAGAUGACAAGUACAAUAUUCUGAGACCUGGCGUCAGUGUGGUAGACUGCGGCGCAGCUCCUGGUGCUUGGAGUCAAAUUGCUGUAAAAAGAGUAAACGCAACAGGGGAAAGUCCUGAUCAUCCCUGUGGUGCUGUCAUCGGGGUCGACCUCCUGCACAUUUCCCCUCUUGAUGGCGCACGCUUUCUGCCCAAUCAGGACAUCACUAGCCCCGCCACCCACGCUGAGCUUCAGAGGCUCCUGCCGGGUGGCCUUGCUGAUGUCAUCCUCAGUGACAUGGCGCCCAACGCCUCUGGUUUCCGUGAGAUGGACCACGAGAGAAUGAUCUCCAUGUGCCUCACUCUGCUGGACCUCGCAGACAAGGUGCUCAAACCCGGAGGUUGUCUCGUCUGCAAGUUCUGGGACGGAGGUCUCAGCUGGAAACUCCAGCAGGGACUCGCAGAAGUAUUUAAAGAAGUGAAGCCUAUAAAGCCAAAGGCGAGCAGAAAGGACUCAGCUGAACUGUUUUUCCUUGCCAAAUCGUUUAAAAAGAGAUAACCGCUGUGCACCACGCAUUUUGUAACAAACUAAAUAUGUAUAUUUGAAAUAUAUGUGAUUCAACAGUCGUUAUUUUAUUUUCAGUUGGUUUCACAAAUGAUCCCACCAUCAUUUACUCCUAGUCUGAGAAGUCGGGGGUAUUUUUUGACAUCUAGACCAAGAAACGGUAAAAAAAUAUUCACAUCUGAUCAGAGUAAACAGAACAGUCAGAACAGUUUGUGUGAUCAGCACUGCAGCUCAUUGUAGGCAUCUCAAGUAGCUGAAACAUAUCGGCCAUCAUGGUGCAUUGAGCUAGCCAGAAAGGUGACUGAAUGACUCAAGGAGAAUCAGGAAACAAAGGCCCAAUUGCGUACCAGAGGAUGGGAGGAUUGUGUGAAAUGUUGACCAUAUUGAAGGACUGAAUGACUGUGACGUUCUCUUUCCAAUAUUGAGUAUUUAAAGUUUGGACUGUAUGUUAUUGCCAGUGUCUCCUUUCAGCAACCAUGCCGUUUUUGAAGCUUUACCAUACCUAUGCUUAACUGUAGUAAUUGAGAACCAUUUUGUUGAGUCACAGACAGUUAUUUUGUGCAACAUUUCAAGACAUGUACUCAAAUGCAUGCAACAAGGAUCCUCUGGAUACAUCUCCAUUGAGUAGUGGUGAGCAGUCCAAACCAUUUGGCUGAUGUAUGUCAGACGGAUCAGCAGACGUCCUUCACGAGGUAGAUAUUACAUUUGCAUUUGUCCUUAGCUGAGCUUAUGCUCGGUUCUUGCCAGUAUUAAUGAACUGUUCAGGGAAAUGGAAAAUUAGUUGCCUGGCAUGUGGCUGGGAGACAACUUGAUCUUCACAUUCUGUUCUGUUCUGUCCUGGUAUGCUUGAAAUCCCUUGGUGUAUUCUUAAGGUUCAUAGGUAUUAAUAUUGAAUACCUCAUCAUUUAUGCAGUGGUAUUAUAUACUAUGAACUGAAGUGAAGUAUUGCAUUUGACAUCAACCAGAGGAUGGAGCUCUUGAGUCAUGAUUUCAGUUGCGUCUCUGCCAAAGGAUUUCAAUCAGGGCACGGCUUGGUCUUCAGAGGACUGGCAUGGCAAAACAUGACGGCAUUAUUAUGUAACUUGCAGAAUCUAUACAAUAUGCUGUAUAAUGUCAACAUGUUGAUCAUUAGUGUUUUGUUGGCAAGUCAAUGAGUUGGUAUCUGGGUCUUAUUUGGCUGUCUGUUUGUUGAAGUAUGCAUUCAUUUUCCUAUUCAGACUCCUUGCUGAACACAGAAAAUCCAUGCAAUCGCAGUGAAUAGCAGGGGAGGAAGAUUAGGCCCUUGGUCUGGUACAAUAACUCCAACCUUGACAAUAUAUGGCUGAUUGGUGCACUCGCCAGUAAACAUGUUUUAAAGCACAGCAUUGUUAUACAUGGAGCGUGUACUAUGUCAUUUCAUGGUUCAAGGUGGAUUCAGGACCGUUUUCAUUGAAUGUUUGUUUAACACAGUCUGUUAUGAAAUGUUUUCUUCCCACUCAGAGAUCAGAGAGAAACAGACUUCUGUAUUAGUAGGUGUAUGUAGAAGGAAAUGCCUUGCAGCUUCACUUUUUAACAGCUUCUACAGUCAAUACUGACUAAAUACUGAUGACAACAUGAGAACAUGUUGCAUCUUAAAUCGGACAUAGAAGCCAAACUCUGUAUGUCAUUACCAUCUGUGGUUAAGUAUUUUAAUGACCCGUCUAUUUCUGAAGAGAGGCUUUGCAAUUAAUUGCAAUCACUAAGUAAUGAGCUCUUCUUCAUAAAUGCCGCAGUGGCCAUAGUCUUAAAGUCAUAUUUGAUUAUAGUAAUGCCCUUGACGCAUCCGUUUUAUGACAUCCGGUUGGUGGAUUCCAACAAAUCCUUUUCGGCAAGACCAGGGGAGAUCAGCCCAUGUAGCUGAUGCAGCACCGGAGAAAUCCCGGGGAAAACCGUGAACCAAAUGAAACCUAAACGGUGGGCCACAAAUGGAGUUUAGCGUAAUUCAUCUGGUGUCUGACCGUGGAGGUUAAAGCCUUUUUAAUUGGCGUGGCAAAACAGUUUCCUUUAACAAAAGCUCUGGUUGUGUUUUAACAUUGUGGAUGAAUAAAAGUCUUUAAUGGUUUAAUUUUAUUUAAUUAAUCAAUGUCUGGCUAAUCCUGAAUAUACUUCAUAUGAAUAAAUGUCCUUCAAAUUAGCACAGAGUUAAUAAACCAGUUGAAAUCUGAUUAAAACAUAAAAUGGAGUUUUUUGAAGUCUGGUCAUCCCAUGAAAUGGAAAUUUUGAAACCUAAUUAUAGAUGGAUUUGCAUGCAUUUGGCACUACUAGAAAAAGACACAGUUCACAUGAAUGUAUUAAUUAAAUCUUCUUAUGCAGUU
Clupea harengus (Atlantic herring) is the source of this 3262-nucleotide messenger RNA. It is a transcript of the gene mrm2, whose product is annotated as mitochondrial rRNA methyltransferase 2. Gene Ontology annotation, cellular component: mitochondrion. The record is from RefSeq and is a predicted model, not a curated record. Gene Ontology annotation, biological process: RNA methylation. Lineage: Eukaryota; Metazoa; Chordata; Actinopteri; Clupeiformes; Clupeidae. Gene Ontology annotation, molecular function: rRNA (uridine-2'-O-ribose)-methyltransferase activity.